CGGAAGGAAGUGCCGCAGUGUUUGGGUUUUGCAGCUGCAGAAUCACCAGACCUGAAAACAAAUUCAACAUUUAACUUCGACUUUUUCAUUCGUUUUGUUUUUUCUCUUCAGCGCAGCGUCGGAGCCCAAACAUGAACGUGACGCUCGCCGUGAAACAGUACGUCUCCAAAAUGAUCGAGACCAGCGGCUCCGGGAUGAAAGUUCUGCUCAUGGACCGAGAGACGACGAGUGUGGUGAGUGUGGUUUACUCUCAGUCUGAGAUCCUGCAGAAGGAGGUUUAUCUGUUCGAGAGGAUCGAGUCCCAAAACAGAGAACCCAUGAAACACCUGAAGGCCCUGUGCUUCCUGCGCCCCACCAAGGAGAACGUGGAGCUGUUGGUUCAGGAGCUCAGGAAACCAAAGUACAGCGUCUACUUCAUCUUUUUCAGUAAUGUGAUCAGUAAGAGUGAGAUCAAGGCGUUGGCUGAGGCGGACGAGCAGGAGGUGGUGGCCGAGGUCCAGGAGUUUUAUGGGGACUUCAUCGCACUGAACCCUCACCUGUUCUCCCUCAACCUGGUGGGCGUGUCCCGGGGGCGGAGUUGGGAGGCGUCGAUGCUCCAGCGCUGCACUCAGGGCCUCACCGCCGUCCUCCUGUCACUCAAAAAGUGUCCCAUGAUCAGAUACCAGCUCUCGUCCGACCUGGCCAAGAGGCUGGCCGAGAACGUCAAGCAAAUCAUCACUAAAGAGUACGAGCUGUUUGACUUCAGAAAGACCGAGGUCCCCCCCCUGCUCCUGAUCCUCGACAGGAGCGACGACGCCAUCACCCCCCUGCUCAACCAGUGGACGUACCAGGCGAUGGUUCACGAGUUGUUGGGUUUGAAUAAUAAUCGAAUCGACUUGUCUCGAGUUCCUGGCGUCAGUAAAGACCUGAAGGAGGUGGUUCUGUGCGCCGACAACGACGAGUUCUACGCCAACAACUUGUACUUGAACUUCGGGGAAAUCGGGACAAACAUCAAAAACCUGAUGGAGGAUUUUCAGAAGAAACGUCCCAAAGGACAACAGAAGCUGGAGUCCAUCUCCGACAUGAAGGCGUUUGUGGAGACGUAUCCUCAGUUUAAGAAAAUGUCUGGGACGGUUUCCAAACACGUGACGGUGGUGGGGGAACUGUCCAGGCUCGUGUCCGAGAGGCUCCUGAUGGAAGUGUCCGAGGUGGAGCAGGAGCUGGCGUGUCAGAGCGACCACGGCAACGCCGCGCAGGUAAAGACCCGACCAAAACACGACCAAAACACGACUAAAACACGACUAAAACACGACCAAAACACGACCAAAACACGACCAAAACACGACCAAAACACGACCAAAACACGACCAAGACCAACACACGACGACCAAAACACGACCAAAACACGACCAAAACACGAUCAGAUGGUUUCUCGUGUGGUGGAGUUCGGCGGGAAACGUGUCAGAGGAAGUGACCUCAUCACCGCCACAGACGCCGUCGCCAUCACCAAACAGUUCUUCAAAGGACUCAAGGGGGUGGAGAACGUUUACACGCAGCAUCAGCCGCUGCUCCAGGACACACUGGACCAACUGAUCAAAGGACGACUCAAAGACGCUCAGUUCCCCUACCUGGGCCCCAGCAGCCUCCGAGACAGGCCUCAGGACAUCGUGGUUUUCAUGGUUGGAGGAGCGACGUAUGAAGAAGCUCUGAGCGUUUACAACCUGAACAGAACCUGUCCAGGCGUCCGGCUGGUGCUGGGAGGAACCCACGUCCACAACACCAAGAGUUUCUUUGAGGAAGUGAUGUCAGCGACGGGUCAAAGUUCAGAGCGCUCACACGGCGGGAGUCGCCACGGCAACAGACGCUAACGAGCUCUGGACCAAUCAGGACGCAGACACAUUCCCCCAGUUUAUUUAUGUCGUUUGUCAAAUUAAGAUUUGUGUUUGAAGCAAAACGUGUAAAAACUGUGAAGAAUAAAAUAAUUUAAACCACA
This is a messenger RNA of Boleophthalmus pectinirostris (great blue-spotted mudskipper), 1972 nucleotides long. It is a transcript of the gene vps45, whose product is annotated as vacuolar protein sorting 45 homolog. Gene Ontology annotation, biological process: vesicle-mediated transport; intracellular protein transport. Gene Ontology annotation, cellular component: Golgi membrane. Bases 132 to 1847 code for a protein of 571 amino acids. The record is from RefSeq and is a predicted model, not a curated record. Lineage: Eukaryota; Metazoa; Chordata; Actinopteri; Gobiiformes; Gobiidae. The transcript has 14 exons.